Molecule: messenger RNA, 3349 nt
Organism: Bombyx mori (domestic silkworm)
Lineage: Eukaryota; Metazoa; Arthropoda; Insecta; Lepidoptera; Bombycidae
Exons: 9
Coding region: 647-2875 (742 amino acids)
Biological process (GO): triglyceride biosynthetic process
Cellular component (GO): plasma membrane
Source: RefSeq, a predicted model, not a curated record
AAAAGAAUCGUCAAAAAACGGUUCAACUAGAAAACAAUUCUGAGGUAAAACACACAAAAAAGUUGAUUUUAUAACCUCUUCCUUUUUUUGAAGUCUGUUUUAUACUGGUACUUAAAUGACAAAUUUAAUCUAAGUUGAAAAUAAAUUAUUUCUGAAGCAAUUAAACAUAUAUCAUUCUGAUAGGGUUUCUUUUAUUUCCAGAAUCCCAAAAUUACUUGAAAGGGAAAUUGAAAACGCUGCCUAAUUAAUUCUCUAUAACUACAUUUCUAUUAUUUUACGUAAUCAAAAACAAAACAUUUCAAAUCACGUAUUUGUACAAAAAACUAGAUCGAGGUUACCGUAAAACAUCCCUUGUUGUACUAGAUAAAUGUACAUUGUUAUUGUUAGUGUUUACGCUUGAACCUUGGUCGUGAUGAUAAGCGCGGGAAUCGAAUACACUGAAAUAAUUCGACCAGGGCUGGCCGGCUAUCACUCAAUGUCCGAAGACCGAAUGAGCCGCACCGCUCGGUCAGUUUAACACCGCGAGUGACCGACUCUACUAACAUUAUCACAAUUAUAAUGCUUUAAAAAAACAAAUUAGGGUUGUGCGUAUAAAUAUAACGCAAUUAUCAAUAAUAAUACCGCAGUUCACACACAUACCGAAAACAUGUCUAAAGAAAUGGCGGCGCCGAAGAGGACUGUAGGCCAGAGAAUUGUGGAGGAAAUUUACACGUGUUGUGCUUUCUGGAUAGCUGCAUCCGCUUUACCGGCCUUGGCGGUGUCUUAUCUCGUUGUACGUGUGAGCAGACAUUUAUGGCUUAGACUGCUGUCCAGUAGAUAUCCAGAUUUCGAAUUCAUCAAAACUGACACAGUCAGAACAUUGCUGGACACGCAUCGGAAUCAGGGGAUCAUUAACGUACUACUGGCCGUGAAAGGUAAUCCGAACGUCGAUGAAAUCAAAGGAAAACUCAUAGAGCACGUUAUCGACAAACGAGAUAGGAAUGGACAGUUCAUGUUUCCAAGGUUACGACAUUUACUCGUCUCAUGCUGGGGCAACUACGCUUGGGAUGUCAACGUGCGUUUUCGGUUUGAAAACCACUUCAUCGUAGCUAAUGCUGUGUACAGAGGCCGGCCGGUUACAGAGAGUAAUAUACAGGAAUACAUCAGUGACAUCGUAUCAAAAUAUUUCUCUCCAGACCAACCGCCCUGGCAAUACAUAAUAAUACCGUGUGCAGCUACAGAACCAAAAUAUUAUAUUUUAGUUCGCGUGCACCAUCUGCUACUAUCCGGCGCGAAGUCUAUUAACAUCGGAGAUUUAUUACUGGUCGAGCAAUUGAAACAAACAGAUAGAAUGGCUCAAGAAUAUACACAACAAAGCCCUUUAACGAAAUUAUUUCCAACGCCUUCUGCCAUACCUCAAUUGUGGGAAAAGCUUCAUGAAAAUAUGUCGAAUACAUGGAACGAAUUCGUUUCUGAAUACGACCCCGUCGAAAGCCCUCGUGCUUUGAAAAGCAUGCCGGGUGCGUUCCACGUCGCCGGUCUGUUAUUGAUAUCCAGCGUGAGCGCUUUGAGAGAACUCAACAAGAAAUCGAAUGGCAGAAACAGAGCCACUGAUGGUCCGCUCACAGCAACUACUCUACUUGCAGCAGUGAGAAGAGAAUGUAAAAGGAGAAGCUUAACUAUAAUUAAAGUUUUCUUGUCACCGCUAGUAACAGCAGACCCGAGAAAAUGGCCUAAAAGAACAUUUAAGACUAUCACGACAUCGACUGUUUUAAUGUUGAAAUUACCGUUUCGCGUUCGCGAUGAAAUUUUAGCUUUAAACGAACUAAAGAAUACUGGUCACGUAAAACAGCCUAACACUUUAACGUGGAGGUACGGGGAAUUAGCGCAGCUUUGCGUGAGAGCUACUAAUGAAGCGUGGAAUGGCUUACUAGAAAUUUAUAGGGCUCCAGCAAAAUUGUGGACGGACACCAUUAGAACGGACGAUGGGAAGCGACACUUGUUACAAGCCGUUUCUCUGUGCGGACGGAAGGUUAUAUCAUGGUCUCGUCCCGUAUCCCGAACCGCAAUCGAACGCGUGGCUCGGGCGUUGGGCGUAUCAUCGACAGACGUCGUUUUGUUCGCCGCAACGGAUGCCUUACGAGCAUUCUUUGAACAAGCACACGGGGACCCGCCUGACAUAGUACUCACAACAGCUAGGGCCGCUUCAGAAGAUUUCCUAUUCACUUUCGCGGAGGGCCAGGGGAAGAUGUAUAAAAAAUCACAAACUGGUGGUAUGGUCUGUCUGACCCUGCCUAUAGGCGCGAGUCCACGUCGUAUCGCCGCCGUAGUGGAACAAGCGUGCAAUAGACAGCAGGCAUUGGCCGGGGCCUGGGCGGCCCAGGCUCGAUGCGGUGCAUUAACUAGAGCUGUUCCUUCUCCUCUCGCACGAUUAGCAUUGAAUAUACUGUCAAGAAGAUACGCAGUGUCUUAUGCGGAAAUCAACGCACCUCUCAAUGCCAAACAACGGGCCACACUGUGGGGUCAGACUGUCGAUCACGUUAUCUAUUGGCGCCCGCCUCAGGCCAAUAUCAGUAUGUCACUAACAGUGAUACAAUACGGGGAGACGGUGAGGCUGGCCGUGAUGGCGGACGCGAGGCUGUCUCCGUCACAUUCCGCCCCCACCACGCGAUGGCCCGUCGCAGUCGAGCAACUAAUCAAUAAAGUCGAUACGGAAAUAUCUCGCAUAGCCACAACACUACAGCCCGACAUCCCUACUGCGGUCGAAACUCGAGAAGCUGACGACACUUACGAGGCAGAAACGUCGCGUGACGUCACCAGCUCGAGCGGACUGAGGCCGCCGGUUUUGACAGCUGUCAGUCCGCCGCCAUUGCGACGCAGAAUGACGCACCACUGACGAAUUCGUAACAAUUGCGACGAUGCAGUGCAAUAUACACUAGUCGACCGAAGCAAGUUUUAAGUUGCGAGGGAAAGAGUGAGGCAACUUUUUAAUGUAAUGUAAUGUAAUGUGGGACUGAACGAAUAUGACUAUGAUCUUAAGAGAAAUGAGAUUCAAAUAUUUUCAAAUUCUAAAUACUGUAUACGAGCAAUAUUAAAAUCAAUAAUGUAUUGAACGAUACAUAAUUUUGACAAAACAGAAGACUGAUGAUAUUUUCUUUUUAACAAAUAAAGAAAUCAAUUAAAAUAUGCAUUAUUAAGGAUAACUCAUAGAGCUGAAUCAUGCUAAUAGGUUCACCUAAAAAAAGUACUACGUUAACGUAAAAAAUACAGUGGAAAAUUGUGAACCAACUUUUUUUGAAGUCGGUUAAAAAAUAAAUUUCAAUAAUACAAAAUGCACAGGAUUCACAAUAUAAAAUACCAUAUUUUAUUA